This is a messenger RNA of Lingula anatina, 1202 nucleotides long. RefSeq lists its product as uncharacterized. The record is from RefSeq and is a predicted model, not a curated record. Gene Ontology annotation, biological process: respiratory gaseous exchange by respiratory system. Gene Ontology annotation, cellular component: extracellular region. NCBI's taxonomy places the organism in Eukaryota, Metazoa, Brachiopoda, Lingulata, Lingulida, Lingulidae.
GAAAGACAGCUCUUCGUUUCGCAGACGACACGUCUUGUUACAUCCGUGACAUGGAUAGCAACAUGGCGGAAACAAAUGUGACUGGUCUUGAAGAAGCUUAUCAGAGCGCUGAGCAUCAAGCCCCUGGGCAGAUCACAGAGACAAAGGAAAGCUACUACCAUGCUUUGGACACAGUGGUGGACCGCGCCUCUCUCAGUGACGCCAUCUUGAACUUCUGCGGCGGCCACAGACUUCAACUUCUUGAGAAAACGACCAAAGAGGAUAUAGAAGCCUCAACAACCACGAAGACAAGAAAUCGCCGUGACCUCUUCGAUCGUUUCAGUGCCUACGCCAAGAAGAGACUAAACAGCAUCAAGAGUCGCCUAGGUGGUGGUGUAAGCACUGCCACUUUCGGUGGUCAUCCUCCACCCCCUCCUCCACGUAAUCUCGGCGUCGCUGUCCAAAUCGACAACGCUUACGAUCCUCACGACCCUUACCUUGGCGGCGGUCACAAAGACCCGUACACACCAGUCCACUCUGGGCCAAAAGAUCCUUACAAGGGAGACGGUCACGUUGAUCCUUACGAUCCCCAUCAUGGCGGCUACCCGCCAAAAAGCGGAGGGCCGUGCUUCGAGCAAUCUGCGUGCAAGGUGAAGGAGGGCUGUACCGUGAAAACCGAAAGGACCUGCGCCGACUAUGGUUGGUUCUUUGGAAACCGCGGAGGGAUCGGACGCAGGAGAUAUCUAAGCGACCCCAAAUGUCUGCGAUGGAGGUACGCCGAUGUUAAAGACUGUGUCAACGUCAACAAAUGUGAAAAGAUCUGCACGUAAAUUGUCAAAAUGCAACAACAACAUUGUCCAUCUACGGCAUUUUACAGAAAGGAAUAACAGAUCUCACAAGAGCACGAGAAAAUUAAAUGAAAGACUUAAAGAGUUUGAUGCCAAGUUGGUUAAUUCUUAAAUAAUUUUUCAGGAUGUCACGACAUUCCUUGCAUUCUAUGUGUCUGUAAAAAUGUUGUUCAAUGGUUCAGAACCAUCUUUAGCUCAACCAUUUAUAUUUUCCGUAUGAAGUAUUUUACACAUAUCGAUGUAAUUUUAGUCAGAAUGUUAAGAACCCCUUAUGUACCAGUCAAAUUGCCUUCGGAAGCAAAGCAGAGCAAAUUUAAAGAGUAUUGAUCUCAAAUUAACCUACUGAAAGUGCUGGCCAGUUUUAGAUUGAAAUGC